Molecule: messenger RNA, 2827 nt
Organism: Ilex paraguariensis (yerba mate)
Lineage: Eukaryota; Viridiplantae; Streptophyta; Magnoliopsida; Aquifoliales; Aquifoliaceae
Source: the annotation of a GenBank genome assembly
UCAGAUAUGCAUAUUCACAAAGCUGUAAUUUCUCGACUUCGCUAAAAUUUAAACUGAUGCUCUUUAUAUGCACUUCAUUCAAUUACGAAUAAUACAUUCUUUAUGCCCUUUCCAGUUGAAGUAAUAUGAAUCCAUAUGACUUCCACUCAAUACAAACUUAUUGAUAGCAUAUUAUUCUGUUUCUGUUUCGAUUUUGCUAUGCCUUGCAUGGUGUUCGUUUGUGUUUAUUGAGUUUGCUCGACUUCUGGGCCAUGUCCUGAUAGUGGAAAGCAAGGGCAAGCGAUAGAACGGAUAGUCCCUCUAUCAAAUUACAAUGUACUCUUUUAAGAUUGCAUUUGGUCUUUGGAUUGGUACUGAUCUGGUGAUCAUAAGCAAUUUGAGUUCAUUUGAGCUUCAAAGCAUGCCAGCUUCCUUUGUAAUCCAAUUUCGGGACUAGUACUCCAAAGGAUAAUGCAGUGGAUAUAAGUGUAUAACAAUGUUCUUUAUGGUGGUUGUCAUUAGUUUAUGGCAAUGCAACAUUGCAAUUUAUAUUGCAAGUGCUUCUAUUGUUGUCAUAGGUUCGUGUAGUUUUUACAGGCUUGUUUGUUUAGAAGUGGUGUGAGGUACAGUUUCUUACAAGUUUAUAUCUCUGUUGACACAAUUGAAAUGUGAAAUUGAUAAAAUAAAAUGCUAAUUAAUUUGCAGUGGCUAUAUUGCUUACAUGUUAUGUGGUUGCAACUAAAUGGGAGAACCCGAAAUAUGUGUUGGAAGGUGAAGGAAGCAUUUCAUUCCUUGAACUAAGUGUCACGUUUUUAUAUCUAUCCUACAAAUUUUUUUCUAAACAUACUUUUAUUUUUCUUUUAGUUGUAAGAAAGGUUUUUUUUUUUUGGUUGGCUUGAUUGCUAGCCUACACCAGAACCUCUGAUUGGAAAUAUUUUUUUAUCUUAUUUGUGUUCAUUGCAUUGAUGGUGGUUAUAGACCAGGUUACAGGAUCCCUGUCAAUUCGACUGCUUGACUUCAGAUUUGGUGCAUAUUGUUUUGAAAUUUGUUGUAGAUGUAUACACGUGUAUGUAUGCACAUGAACCAAAUUUCCCUCGCAGGCUAUACUACAUUGACCAGGUAAACCCUGUCGAUUUUAUUUGGUGGCAUAGGUAGUGUGGUUAUCCUACAAAAUAGUUAGUCCCUUUCUUCAGCUCUUUUGCUGCACAAGUAGUGUUCUACAAGAGUUUGUGUUGCACGUGCUAGAGGAGGAGAGAGAAAAUUAUUGCUCCAAUAUGGUUCAUGUACCUACCCUGAAUUUUAGGGCCUUUUCAGUUCAAUUAAUAAAGUUAAAUUAUGAUCAAAUGACUUUUGUUGGCUUGCAUUUUGAUUCACUUCCUUUGCUCAAUGAAAAGUUUGAGCAUCUUGUGGAAGAUACUUUUUUAACUCUCGGUGGAUUUUUUGCUUUUCUUUUUGUUUAAUUUACAAAUUAUGCAUAAUAGUAUCGUUUCUUAUAAAAAAAAAAAAGUUACAAAUCAUGCAUGUAUUAGGGCUGGAGUAUUGAUCCACCUUUGCUUGGACAUUAUAAAUUUUUUAUAUCAAUGAAAAGUUUGUUUCUUAUCGAAAAAAAAUGUCUUUAAAUUGUUUAUACAGUAUAAUGUUUAUAUUGUUCUAACUGGUAAAUGCAUUGAGGAUACGUUCUGUUCGAUAUUACACUGUAAUAGAUCUUUUUAUUUAUGUCAAACUAUCAUGACAAUUGUCCCUGUCUAACAGUUGAUGGAUAUUAACGAAAGCCCUGUGUAUGUUGUCCUCAAUCCAUCAAUAACUCAUGCACAGAAAGAUCUUCCGGUAACUAUCUACGAAAGUGGUAUGUAACCUUUAUUUUUUCUCUAUUAUUACUUUGCAUGUAAUACCAUUGCAAGUUAUGCGGUGCUGGUGUGAGCGGCAAGAUCAUGUUUCAUAGGCACAUUAAGUGUAGUAUUAACAAUGUUUAAUAAAUGUUCUUUUUUCAUGUAAGCUACCCCUUUGUUGGUCCAUUAGCAUCAGAAACUGAGACACCCUGUCAAGUAUGGACUGUUGCAGAAUCUGGGUCUGGAGCAAACAUCUUGAUAUAAGAAGUGCCAGCCUAAAAACUCUUCCUUAAAGAUCUUCUAUUUUGAUGGAGAAGUCAAAUAUGGCCUUCUCAGUAGACCACCUUUUUGAAGGAUGUAUUGAUGGGUUACGUAGUCUAGGCGCGAAUCGUCUGACAUGAUUGAGUCUUUUGAGCUGCACGUCAUAGAUGGGAUUCCACAGCUUAUAUUUGUCCGUUCCAGCUACACCAUUGAGACAGUAGAAGCUGAACGGAUCUCAGUUGACCAUGUUGCACAUCUUAAACCAGCAGAUGGAGGUUCUGCUGCAACUCAACUGGCUGCUCACCUUAGAGGUAUACACAGUGCCAUCAAGAUGCUGAAUAGCAGAAUUAGGGUGCUUCACCACUAUCUUCAGGCGAUGCAAAAAGGUGAUAUUCUUUGUGAGAAUUCAUUGCUAAGACAAGUAUCUAGUCUCUUGAGGAGAUUACCGGCCAUUGAAUCAGUAAAAUUUCAAGAUGAUUUUUUGAUGGAAUACAAAUGACACGUUGUUGAUGACUUACCUGGGCAUGUUCACCAACUGCUCAAGGUAUGAUGUAUAGCUUUCUCGCGGGGCAGAGCCACCUUGGGACUAGGGUGGUCCCCCCCCCCUCCGUCUUUUCCUCCUCAAUUUUGGAUCACCUUUGAUGAGAACCCAUAAUGUUACUCAAUACACUAUAUUUGCCCCUUGAAUUUUCUAUUUUUUUUUAGUAAAUUAGUGGUCCACUAACCCACUAAAAUAAAUAUUUUAUUUUUGAAUUGAG